AUGCGAUCUUCAAUCCUUUGCCUGGCCCUCGCUGGCCUCUCAGGCCUCGCGCAAGCCACGCCCACAACAGACACCACCCACCUCCAGUCCGAGCCCCGGGGCCUCAUCACCCGCGGCCUCACGCACAUGUUCUACCCCCGCCAGGCGACCACCCCGACGGAGCCGCCCCCGACGCGAAGACAAGCCGCGACGCCGCCCCCGCCGCUGACGAGCGCGCCCCCGGCCGGCGGUGGCCCCGUCAACAACGCCAACCGCACAAUCACCCUGACGGUGAUCAAGGGCGACACCCUCGGCCAGAUCGCGCGCCUCUUCAACUCGGGCAUCUGCGACAUCGCCAAGCUCAACAACAUCCCGAACCCGGACUUCAUCGACGUCAACCAGGUCCUGCAGGUGCCCAUCAACCUCGCGAACCCGGACAACACCUCGUGCCUCAACCGCGGCGGCGCGAUCCCGCCCGCUGCGGCGCCCGCCAACGGCACCGCGACCCCGCCGCCGCCGCCCGGCGGCAAGAAGACCAAGCGGAGGAGGAGAAACGCCAGCUUGCCCGCCAUCCUGCCCGCCAGCCAUGAACAGCCGUCUCACUAG
Colletotrichum chrysophilum is the source of this 585-nucleotide messenger RNA. RefSeq lists its product as uncharacterized. Bases 1 to 585 code for a protein of 194 amino acids. Lineage: Eukaryota; Fungi; Ascomycota; Sordariomycetes; Glomerellales; Glomerellaceae. The transcript has a single exon. The record is from RefSeq and is a predicted model, not a curated record.